This is a messenger RNA of Vigna radiata var. radiata (mung bean), 1963 nucleotides long. RefSeq lists its product as uncharacterized. The record is from RefSeq and is a predicted model, not a curated record. The transcript has 4 exons. Lineage: Eukaryota; Viridiplantae; Streptophyta; Magnoliopsida; Fabales; Fabaceae. The coding region runs from base 1 to 771 and encodes 256 amino acids.
AUGGGCAAGCAGAGCAGGUUAAAGAGAAAGUCUACAACUGAUUUUGAUGUUUCUGCGAAAAGGACCUUCUCACGCUUAGUGUUGAUAAGCAAUUUCAGAGGGUGUGCGGAUGGGAAAGAGAGAUUUUCUCCUGUUUUAAUUAAAAAAAAUAAAAAGAAAACGGAGCCCAGCAGCCUGGCCCAAGGGUUUCAGCAGAAACUUUUAGGGGUUCUUUCCUUCCUAUCCCAUUUCAUCACUUGCCAGAAAACCCAUCAGGGUCUAUUUCGAGAAAGAAGAAGGAAACCUUCCUCCUCCACGAUUCACGCGCAUGCGGCUCCGCCAGCCUCCGUUCGAACGGCCACCACGAGAGACCUUCCUACAGGGCUGAAACAUCGCCGGCGACGCGCCACUAGGGCCGCCGCUGUCUUCGGCCUCGGAUCCCCUUCAUCUUCCUUGCCCCUUUUCCCGUGCAAGGGAAGAGCUCGCCUUCCACCUUGCAUCGUCGCCGUCGCUCAGACCGCGAACCAAAGUCGCGCUGGCGAUGCAUCUCACCGCCGAAGCCGUCGCCGCUCGCCCCCAGACGUCGCCGUCGACACCCAUCAACAACAGGACCUGUCCGCGCGUGAGAGAGAAAAACCGUUCCUCCUCUGUGACAAACUUCCACCACCACGGGCGAAACCGGCUACCGUCGACAAAGUUGGCCACCGCUGUCUUCGCCGGAAUUCGCUUCAUCACCGGCGCCUUCAGCGCUGCUUUCCUUCCUCUCCAUUCGAGGGUGAAACAUGGUCCUAAGAUUAAAAAAGGGCGGAUUGGUUUCAUUCUCAGGUGUUUUCUGGAUAGUGUAGGUUGAAGAGAUGCGCUUGGAGAAGGGUAUAGCACCGUGGAAGACCAUAAUAGGCCAAGAAGAUGGUGCCAGUCAGAACAAGAAAAAGAUGAUGAAUUUAGAUUUUUGCUUUGGCUGGCUUACUGGUAAACAGUUGAACAAAUUCUAUGAAUGUAUCCGAUGGGAGUUGGGGAAAGGGCUAAAUAAUGGUCAAGGAGGACAUGUGCUCUCGGCAUGGUAUUUGUAUCAGCAACAGGAAGGAGAUACAUACAUGAUCACAGCGAACAAGGAUAUAGAGUGAAACCAGAACCAGAAACAUAAAUCAUCUAAUACAGGCAAAAUGACGGCAGUCUACAACCCAAUAACAUGAACAUUUAAGCAUGUGGAUAAUGAAAGUUUUUUAGACUGGGAGCUUACCUCUUGCCCGUAUAUCCUCUCCUCUCUGUAAUUUCUAGCAAAUAUGAGAGGAGUCAAGAAAUCUUUCCUAAGCGGUGAUGGUCGGGUGUUCAAGGUGAGUCUCCAAUGCUCAAGCUGCAAUGGAGAGGUGUUAGAGGUGAGUGAUCGAUGAUGGUUAUGGCGAUGGGUGAAUAUGAGUUGUUAGUAUUGACAGAGAAAUGAGGAGAAGAGUUAGAAUGAUGGUGGAGGUGAAUGAUUGGGAGUGAAAGGGCAAUGUGGUUGGGUGUUGGAGGUUUUUUUUUUUGAAUCUGUAUAUGUGAAUGGAGGAAGUGGAUUCUGUUGAGCAGAGUGAAUGGUGAUGUUGAGAGUUUUUUCAAUACUCAGACUGCCCUCUCAUAACUUGGAGAUGCGUUUUUGUUUUUUUUUUUUUUUUUUUUCUCUCUCUCAGCCAAAGGCGACUGAAAUCACUCUGCCGCUCUUCCACUAUCUUUCAUGCUCGCACGCUACAGUGUGGAAUGGUUGUUUUGUGCACCCAGCCAAGUCACCCUACUGCUGUAUUUCCUCUUUCAAGUGAGCCAGCUAAAGAUCGUAGGUGCAUGCAUGGCACAACAACCAAAGAUUUGCACCAAAAGGAGAUAGGGCGUGAAAAAACGAAAAGGAAAGCAGAGUUGCUUUUGUGAUUUUUUCUCUUUUUUUUUUCUUUUUUUUUCUUUUCUUUUUAGAUUUUUUUUUGUUUUGUUUUCUACAACUUUCAACAUAAAAAAU